ACCAGUUCGGGAUCGUCGGACACAGGCACGGCACGAGCUCAGCCGGCGGCGGCAGAGCGGGAGGAGGGAGAACGCUUCGGUCCCCCCCCCCCCCCCCCCCCCCCCCCAACCCAACCUCCUCCCCUUCCCGACAAGGCGACGCGAAGCGAGAUGCCGCUGUACGACUGCAUGCUGCUGCUGAAGACGACGGUGACCAGGGAGGUCCUAGCGGAACUGGUGACGCGGGUGGCGCGCCGCGCAUGCCAGCGCAACGGGGUCGUCACCGACGUCAAGUCAUUCGGCAAGGUCAGCCUCGCCUACGGCAUCAGGAAGCUCGACGGCCGCCACUUCCAGGGCCAUCUUAUGCAAAUGACCAUGAUGGUUCCCCCUUCGUUCCCGCAAGAACUCCACUAUCUGAACAAGGAGGACAGGCUGCUUCGCUGGCUGGUCGUGAAGCACAGAGACACGGUAUACGGGUUGGAGUUCUUGAACGCGGAUGGCGGGAGGGACGAGCUGAGAAGUUUCAGCCUUGGUCACACGAAGGGCGACUACGAUAUUGAAAUUGACUCCGACGACGAAGACUACGAUGACUCCGACGACGAAGAGUACGCAAUCGAGGAGGAGGAAGAGGAAGAGGAGGCGGCGAAGGAUGAGGAGAAGAAGUAGAACUGUUUGGCCAGGUUUCUGCAGUCUCAUCUGUAUUGGCAGAUGCGCGUUUUCUUAGAAAUCAAAUGUUCUCUUUGUAACAUCUGCGACUUUUUAUAAAGGCUGUAGGGUAUGGGAUGAGAGUCAGAACCUAUCACUUGUGUUUCUGAACUUUUAAAACCAGGAAAACGGGAGCUGGAACUUA
Messenger RNA from Zea mays, 829 nucleotides. RefSeq lists its product as uncharacterized. Gene Ontology annotation, cellular component: ribosome. Lineage: Eukaryota; Viridiplantae; Streptophyta; Magnoliopsida; Poales; Poaceae. Gene Ontology annotation, biological process: translation. Gene Ontology annotation, molecular function: structural constituent of ribosome; small ribosomal subunit rRNA binding. The record is from RefSeq and is marked validated.